This is a messenger RNA of Antechinus flavipes (yellow-footed antechinus), 1741 nucleotides long. RefSeq names its product POU class 2 homeobox associating factor 3 (gene POU2AF3). Gene Ontology annotation, cellular component: cytoplasm. The record is from RefSeq and is a predicted model, not a curated record. Bases 693 to 1469 code for a protein of 258 amino acids. Gene Ontology annotation, molecular function: POU domain binding; DNA binding. NCBI's taxonomy places the organism in Eukaryota, Metazoa, Chordata, Mammalia, Dasyuromorphia, Dasyuridae. The transcript is spliced from 4 exons.
AGGAGGGACUCAUCAGAGAAGGGAGGGAGCUCCCAAGGCCACCUUUGAGGGUUCUGUGCUUGUGUAUAUGUGUGUAUGUGUGCAUGUGUUUGUGUGUCCAGUUCCCUAGCUGACCUAAGGGCAGGGCAGAUCUAACCCCACCUGAGUGUUGCUCUGCCCCCGAACUGGCUCACCACAAACGUCCUAGCACAGAGGGGACCUGGACUAUACCCAGCUCCCAGGGGCAGGAGUGGACUUCAGGCUAUAACACAAAAUAGGAGAAUCACUCUAGGGUGAGGUCAAAGGUCAAUUUCAUGCACAGGUGCUAGAUCCCUCUCCUCUAGGUUAAUAAAUAUUCCCGGGGAGAAAAAGAGCAAGACAGAGAAACCUAGGGCUCCAGUUCUGAAAGGCUUUCUUAGGUCCCAUGAUGAGAGCCAAUCCCCAACACUGGGGGCUGGGGAGGGAUGGCUGAAGAAAACCAUCUACUUCUGUUUGGUUGGAUUCUGCUAUGGCCUACCUGAUCUCACAUUGGCUCUGUUUGCAAAAACAGCUUAUCUAACCUAAGGAACCCUUUACCUGUGACCUUGGGGAAAAUUCCCUAAAUAUUCAGACAUUUUAGACAUCUGAGAACAUGUUUAGAUUCUUGCUUCCUUUCUGCCCCUAUGUCCAAAUCUGACCCUUAAUCAUGUAAAGGCUUUCUUGGGCUCUGAUUAAUGAACUUUCCCCCAGAAAAACCGAAGGUGUAUCAAGGGGUCCGGGUGAAGAUCACAGUGAAGGAGCUGCUGCAGCAGAGGAGGGCUCACCAAGCGGCAUCAGGGGGAACCUUGUCCCGGAGCACCAGCGUCCAGCUUUCAGAAGCAGUUUCGCCUUCUUCUGCAGCCCCCUAUUUCGAGCCAGAGACUCUUUCUCCUGCUCCCAACUAUUUUCAGCCUCGACAGUUUUCCAGUUGUGUAUCCUGUGAAGAAAAUCCCAGCUGCCUUGACCAGGUCUUUGAGUCCUACCUUCCAACAGAGACGCUCCUGGACCAUUCACUGAGCUCCACACAGGGCGUUCCACCAUGUUUCCAGGACAGCUUUCAGGCUACCCCUUUCUGCUUUAAUGAGAGCCUGGCACCAGCUUCACCCUCUGAAUCAUCCACUCUGUCUAGUCCUCUGGAGUACAGUUAUUCCCUACCUCAGCAACCAUCCUUGGCUCCAGUGACUUACAGCUCUCCUUCCUCCCUGGACACCAGGAACUGUGGGUAUCCCCCAGAAGAGUACUCAUACCAUCAUUUCCACUCUCAUCCCCAGUACGGUUGUUGCACCUCUUCCUCUUCUUCCUCUGUCUGUUACUGCACAUCAUGGGACACAGAGCACCUGGAAACCAUCAAAGUAUCAGAGUAUUUCUCCUAUUCAGAUACAGACUACAUAGACUAUUCCCAUUCCCUGCCGACAGCCGUGGCCGAUGAUUUCUAUAGAAGGGAAGCAGAUUGUGACAUCUGCUACAGUUAGUGGGAAUGGGAUGUCUUUGGAGUAUUAUACGUGUAUAUUUUGCUACUCAAGUUAGAUGACACCUCAAAAAUGCCAUCUAGGAAUGGAGAUCACAGAGUUCAGUUUACACCUUCACUACAGUUUUUUUUUUAAUAUCCUGACAUUAACUUAGUCAUUGAUAAUAAAUCCUCUAAAUCCUGCCAUAGCGACACUUCUGUCUUGUACACUUACAGUUAAGAUUCCUUAAAGAAAACUUUCAUUUAUUUGUUUUACUCUCCUGUAUAACAUUUUCA